Molecule: messenger RNA, 1005 nt
Organism: Helobdella robusta
Lineage: Eukaryota; Metazoa; Annelida; Clitellata; Rhynchobdellida; Glossiphoniidae
Exons: 5
Coding region: 1-1005 (334 amino acids)
Biological process (GO): signal transduction; peptidyl-serine phosphorylation
Cellular component (GO): cytoplasm; nucleus
Molecular function (GO): protein serine/threonine kinase activity; ATP binding
Source: RefSeq, a predicted model, not a curated record
AUGUCUGCCCAAAUAGAGGACUUGCUGUCAGUUGGUCAGUUAAUCAAAGACAAAUGGAAAGUUAUAAAAAAAAUUGGUGGCGGGGGAUUUGGUGAAAUAUAUGAAGGUGAAGAUUUAACAACAAAGGAAAGAGUGGCAUUGAAAUUAGAGUCAGCAAAACAGUCAAAGCAGGUUUUAAAAAUGGAGGUAGCUGUUUUGAAAAAGUUACAAGGUAAAGAACAUGUCUGUGCUUUCAUAUGCUGUGGUAGGAAUGAAAGAUUCAAUUAUGUCGUCAUGUCGUUGCAGGGUAAAAAUUUAGCAGAACUGAGGAGGAGUCAGCCAAAAGGUUGCUUGACACUAAGCAGCACAUUAAGGAUCAGUUUACAAAUCUUGUAUGCAAUUGAAGCCAUUCAUUCUGUUGGAUUUCUUCAUAGGGAUAUUAAACCGUCAAAUUUUGCCAUGGGUAUAUUGUCAAAUACUUGCCGAAAAGUAUAUAUGUUGGACUAUGGACUGGCACGACAGUAUGUUAAUCAGUACGGUGAGGUGAGGCAACCCAGAACUGCAGCCGGGUUCAGAGGAACCGUCAGAUAUGCUUCAGUUAAUGCUCAUAAAAAUAAGGAAAUGGGUCGACAUGAUGACUUGUGGUCUCUCUUCUACAUGAUUGUGGAGUUCAUAACAGGAGCACUGCCAUGGAGGAAGAUCAAAGAGAAGGAACAGGUUGGAAAUUUGAAAGAGAAGUACGACCACACAUUAUUUCUGAAGCAUCUGCCUGUGGAGUUUCGUGCCUUUCUGAAUCAUCUGCAGAGUCUUACCUACACUGAUACUCCUCACUACGCUGCUCUGCAGGGCUUGCUGAUGCAGUGCAUGCACAGGAAAGGCAUAUCUGAUGCUGAUUUGUUUGACUGGGAGAAAAUACCAACUGAAAUGUCAACAUCAAACAUCUCAUUCACGACGCAAGCAGCGGUGAAGGAGGGCGACAUUAACGUUGAGUUAGUUAUCAACAUUUUAUAUGAUGUCAACAUUUAA